AUGACUGAAGUUCAAGGUCGCUCGUCAAAGAGACAAGAGAAGAUUGCUAUUGCUUUUACCUCUUCUUCUUCUGAUACUUUUUUAAUAAUUAUCUCAUCUCUCUUAACAUCUAUCAACUUUGUAUAUUUCACUUUAAAAAUAAAAGUAUUUGAAAAGGAAAGUAGUAGAAUCUUUCAACAUGUACAUUAUAUAUCACAAACAAAAUUGAUAAAGUUGGACUUUGAUCAAUUGUCUUUGAAAUACAGAAGAUCGUAUAUCUACAAUUACAAUCAGUUGGUUGAUGUAGAUUUGAUGAUCAAACAUGGUUUCAUCACCGUGUUAAAGGAAAAGAUUGAUCGUGGAGAGACACUCAACUUUUCAAAAGACUCUAUUCUAUUGGCUUGCUCGGUCAAAGAGGAGACCGGUCUCCUCCCCAACUCUCUCGAGUCAUCAUUGGUCUACAAAUUAUAUGAAAAACAUCCAUUACUGUUUAGUAGCAAAAAGGUUGUAAACAGAGUACGUGAUAUCGUCACUUUCAACUACCUACUUGAAAAGUUUGGCAAGUCAAAGAUCGACAUUGUCAAAUCAUUCCUCAAUGGUUUGAAAAAGGAGAAAUAUGAUCAAGGUGACAGGGAGUUAUCGGUCUAUUUAUUGGGACAGAUAGACAAUGCACGCACACGAUCUGAUUUAAAGUUUGAUUACGGUCAAUUAAAACUGGUGCUGCAUAGACAUGACAUUACUGGUAAUUGUCUAAAGUUGGCGUUACUUUAUGACAAUGAUUUGGUCGUCGACAAAGAUGUAUUUAUAAAGUCGUGGGAGAGUGCCUACUACAAAGCAGUGUCAGUGUCUGCCAUGUGGACACAAACAAGAGUAGAGCUGAUCGGCAAGCCAAUCACACCAAAUGUAUUCUUUCACUUGGCUUACCUUUUACCCGAGCAUAUUACCAGGGAUGGAUUGGCUGCCAGAGACCCCGUCCCCUUUAUCUCUCAUCUUCUCGGUCUCACCAAGCAAAACUGGAUCGAUACACCGGCACACGUACGCGGCGGUAAAAAGGCACUCAUCAAUGUGUUUAGAACACGUAGUGACGAGCACGCAUUUUCAGUUUACCAAUUCCUUGUCGAUGAAAAGUUGUUUGCCAACAGACCUGAAACAGUGCUAGAACCAAUCAAACUCUUACAAAUGUCCAUUUUCAAUUUUAAUUUGGAAACUAUCAGACAUUUAUUCAAUGUUUUGAAAACCAAAUACAACCCACAACAAUUGGAACUAGUACUAUUGGAUUCAUUGGUUAUCCCCAAAGAAGUGGUAGAGUCGAUCUUUAUCAAUCAAUCACAACAGGGUAUUAUCAAUACCAUCGACUUUAUCUUUACCAACCUUUGUAACCAUUUCAAUCAAUUCCAUUGGUUUUCAGUGGCUGCGCGUCUCGGCAACCUCGAGAUAUUCCAGUAUCUCCACUGUCUUCGUUUGCAGGCCGAGAUCUUUUCUCCCUCACACUUUAAAACCACUUUGGCCGACGAUGCUUUCCUCGAUGGUAUCAAUGACAACCUCGUUGACUUUAUUCUAAAGAACCGAAAGGAGAAGCUUGGUGAACCGUCACUCUUGAUGAUUGGACAAAAGGGGUCACUCAAACAACUCGCUCAAUUCAACCUCACCAUCGAAGAAUUAAAGGUUGUAUUGGGUCAAGCCAUCCGAUGUGGUAAUUAUCAAUUAGUUUUGCAUCUCCAACACCUUGCAGAUAUUGCUGAUAAUGACAAUGAAUUCUCCCAAAACAAUUUGUAUUUAUAUAUUAAAAGUUUUGGUGAUAUUAGAGUUUUACAGUUUGCAUUGGACAACAAAAAAGUAUUGGGUGAUAUUCCACCAAAUUUGGAUUAUGCACAAAGUGUGCAUAUGAAAGCCAUACAAAUGUCGCAAGUCUCCCUACUCUAUUACCGUGCAUUAAAGUCAAAUCGUUUGGAUGUUGCCAAGUUGUUGUAUGACAAUUAUAUAACUCUAUCAGUCUCAUCGUCUGUGCCAAUGCUGACUCUUCGUCGAGUUCACCAUUUAAUUUGGAUUGGUCGAUUGGAUGUCCUCACCUAUCUCGACUCUAUUGGAUUGUUAAACAAUUCUAUUCUCGAGGGAUUCGAUCUAUUGCACAGUGACUCUGUAUCUAGUAGUGUCAUUGAAAUGAUAGAGUCAAAAUAUGGAAUCAUUCCAAAUCGUCAAACUAAAAAGAUAGUAUCAACAACACCAAAUCAAUCAACACUAAAACAAAAAGAAGAGGGUAUCGAUGUAGAGAUGAAAGAUCAAAUAGAUACAUCAGUUAUUUCAAGAGUAUUUCAAAAUUCAUAUUUGGUAAAGAGUAUUUUAAGAUUUACUCAUCCAUUUGGACGGACUACUAUCCCAUGGAAAGAGGUGUGUUAUAACUUGGAAGAUUAUUUACAAUGGCCACGACGAUUGUGGGCAUACAAGCUCAAGACGCAACAACCAAUGUUUGUCACGUCCAAGGGUAUCCUCAGGUUUGUGACACAUUGCUUUGACGAGGAGUUGUUUGGACUCUUGUUUGGAAGAUACAAGGAUAUGUUUGACUGUCCGUCUGUCCUCAUCCAAGCUGCUCGAUUCGACAAUUUAAUGGUUGUCAAAGCAUUACUGCAAGAGUUUACUUUUGAUCCAGAGUAUUUCCGAUUUAUCGAUAUCGACACUCCCUAUAUCCGUCCACAUACAUCCAACGGUCCUCAAAUGCUUGUUCCCAACCAGAGAACAGGUUCGGCUCUCACCAUUUCUCACAACAAGUUUGGUUUGAUGUAUUUGUUUGCACAUUUCCAAAGAAAUGAAAAGGUGAUGGAACACCUCAAGCCCACCCCUCCAAGAACGACACUAUCCACACCCGAUCAACAACAAUUGACCGACCUCAAAAACAGAAUCAACUUGCGCAAAAUGGAAAUGCCAGCAGGCGGGGAUACAGAGUCCAACCAGCUACUUGAACACCUCCAUCUCCAAGCCGAUCGAUUACAACAAAUCGUUGACACUGAAAAUGCUUAUAGUAGAUUACCACAACAUCACGUGUCGGCAUUUGGUACAAAGUUUUUGCCAAACCGUCAACAAAGCAAAAGCAAAACCGUUCACCACUCUCCCUCCUCCUCCUCCAAGCCCACUAAAAAUCUUGAUGUGUUUGAUCUAUAUUAUGAUCAAAAGCAAAGUGCCAAACUUGUAAAUCCAUUUGAUAUAUUCUUUUCGCAGCAAUUGGAGACAAAGAGACCUAGUGUGAGACCGAACCAAGUUGACUAUACACGAGCACUCCAGAACGGAACCAUUCCAUUGCUCCGUUGGUUGUUUAACCAACAAAGUCCACCUCAAUACUCCACCUCGAACAUUUCGUCUCUAACCUUCCUCCUCCACAACCUAAGGGCGUACGAGAUACCCAACAACGUUCAAGUCAGCAAUACUUUGUUUUCAUGGUUACAAAAAAACGAACAUUUACUACUCGGUAAUCCACAACUCGAGAAUUCCAUUUUGAUGCCACGCGUCAACUACAACUACAACACGACCAAGGUUGUCUUUUUCAAGUCUCCAAUAACCAUCCAAUUCAAUGAUAAUUGUUUGCAACCCGGUCCUGAUAUGUUAAAGUUGUCCAAAUUGUACCUCUUUGCCAGUAUUAAUCCAGUCACCUUGCUCAACCAAGUCAUCCAAUCACCCAAUUCCGAAUCGACUGUACAGUUUUUGCUUGGUCACUUGUACGAGAAAUUAAAGUCACUUCCAUUUGCUCUGAUUGGUAAUGUCCAACCAAAGAUUGAGUAUGGUUUGGAUAUUGUCAAAGCUUUGAUGGUCGAAAGAUUAAAGGAAGAGGGCGAGGCAAAAGAGACUGAUAAACUAGGCUUCCACGUAAGAAGGGAGAGAUUGCAAGAAUGGCACCGCCAACAAACGGCCGAUUUACAAAAAACUUUCCAAACCCAAAUUCAAGUAUCUAUUGAUCAAGAACAAGACGAAAGAGCCAAAAAAACACUAUUGCUUCUUCACAGUCAACAACAUGCCAUUCAACAAAAUCUACAUCAACAACAACAAAUAGAAUUGGCUCUUCUUCAGCAACAAGAACUACAACAACAACACCAACAAAACAAUCCAGGUACAACCAUGGCCAGUCAGGCAUUUGGAGAUGGAGGUAGAGGUGGAUUUGGAGGUAGAGGUGGAUUUGUAGGUGGAGGUUUAUUGAGAGGUGGAUUUGGAGGACCUAUCAAUGCAAGACCAGGUCGGGGCGAACCAAGAUAUGGAUUUGGACGUACAACAACCAAUCCUUUGGAAAGUCAGUUUGUCACCAUUGCAACUUACCAAAAAGCACAACAGGCUGAUGGUGGAUUCGACUUGGACCAAUUUUUCGAUCAGUUGAUAUCAGGUCAUUUUGGUGAUACAUCCCUCCCCACCGCCAAAGCAGUCAUAACAAACUGUCUUCAUUUCUACCUGUCUAUUGGUGAUUUGCAAUUUGUUCAAAAGUACACACAGUUAUAUCCAUCGUUUGAUGACGUGCUCAAGAAUAGUUUGUCAACCUACCAACUUUUGCCAUCGGCCACUUGGGAGGUGAGAAAGUGGGUCUAUGCUAGCAAGGCCGAAAAACAACUGUCACUAGACUCUGAUCUUGUCGAUAUUGGUAGAAUGGGUGAUUUGGAACGUUACCAUCUGAUGGCCGAGGUUGGCACACUUACAGACGCCAACAUUGAAACAGUCCUCAAAGAAGCCAUCAAUUACUCUCAACUUGAGAUGUUGCGCUACUUUGAAGAGCACGGACCAAAGCCUUCAGACAUGAAGCCAGUUCACCGAGGAGGAGGAGGAGGUUCCUUUAGAACUGGGCCAAUGUCUGCUCAUACUCUCUUGUCGCCUCUCAUAUCAAAGACUCGUCCUGUUACCCAAGAGUUUAUCGAUUUUUGUAGCACCACUGGCUUGCUUAUGACCAAUUUAACUGUCCUCACUCGUGUCAUUGCCCUGUGUAAAUGGGAUCUAUUGAUGUUUUAUUUCAAAUACAACCCACAAACCAUCACUAACAAUUGGCAUGGAGUCGACUCUGUAACAGUCCACGAUCUCAAGACAAUCUUGGCAGCAUUCCCAGGUAUACAUAGAACACCUGAUCUUAGUCGUUUCGAAUGUUCAAUCUAUAUUAAAAAGAUUAUCAAUCAAUCAUUAUCUAAUCUCCCUCAAACUCAAUCUUGA
This is a messenger RNA of Cavenderia fasciculata, 5151 nucleotides long. RefSeq lists its product as uncharacterized. Bases 1 to 5151 code for a protein of 1716 amino acids. NCBI's taxonomy places the organism in Eukaryota, Evosea, Eumycetozoa, Acytosteliales, Cavenderiaceae. The transcript is spliced from 4 exons. The record is from RefSeq and is a predicted model, not a curated record.